Messenger RNA from Varanus komodoensis (Komodo dragon), 1809 nucleotides. Its product is annotated as selenide, water dikinase 2. Gene Ontology annotation, molecular function: ATP binding; selenide, water dikinase activity. The record is from RefSeq and is a predicted model, not a curated record. Bases 324 to 1316 code for a protein of 330 amino acids. Gene Ontology annotation, cellular component: cytoplasm. Lineage: Eukaryota; Metazoa; Chordata; Lepidosauria; Squamata; Varanidae. Gene Ontology annotation, biological process: L-selenocysteine biosynthetic process. The transcript is spliced from 8 exons.
CUUUGGAAAGCAACAUGGCGGCACUCGCCGGAUCUCCGUCCGCCUCUCUGCCUUCCUUGGCGACGGCCGCCCCGAGUCCGGCCCCGCCGCCGCUUCUUGGCCCGCCUGGCUACCGGCCUUUCGAGCCCGAAGCGCUGGGGCUUAGCCCGGGCUGGAGGCUCACCAGCUACGGAGAGCUGCGGGGCUGAGGCUGCAAAGUCCCCCAGGAGACGCUGCUCAGACUCCUGGAGGGACUCGGCGGCCCACCUUCCGGAUUGGCCGGAGCAGGGGAGGCGGCUGCGGCUGUAGCCGCUGGAAGCCCCGCUCCUACCAUUGGCAUUGGAAUGGAUUCCUGUGUGAUCCCCUUGAGACACGGAGGUCUCUCCCUUGUACAGACGACAGACUUCUUUUAUCCACUGGUGGAGGACCCUUAUAUGAUGGGUCGCAUUGCCUGUGCCAAUGUGCUCAGUGACCUCUACGCUAUGGGCAUCACAGAGUGUGACAACAUGCUUAUGCUGCUGAGUGUGAGCCAGAAAAUGACUGAUGAGGAGCGGGACAAAAUCAUGCCACUGAUAAUUAAGGGCUUCCGGGAUUCAGCAGAAGAUGGUGGCACUUCAGUAACUGGUGGACAGACAGUCUUAAAUCCUUGGAUUAUUGUUGGAGGAGUUGCAACAGUUGUAUGUCAGCCCAAUGAAUUCAUUAUGCCAGACAGUGCAAUUCCAGGGGAUGUGCUUGUGCUCACCAAGCCACUGGGGACUCAGGUAGCUGUGAAUGCGCACCAGUGGCUAGAUAACCCAGAGCGAUGGAAUAAGAUUAAACUGGUAGUUUCCAGAGAAGAUGUUGAACUGGCUUACCAGGAAGCUAUGUUUAGUAUGGCCAUGCUGAACAGGACAGCUGCCAGUUUGAUGCACACCUUUAAUGCUCAUGCUGCCACAGAUAUAACAGGCUUUGGGAUUCUGGGCCAUGCACAGAACCUAGCCAAGCAGCAGCGCAGUGAGGUGUCAUUCGUCAUCCAUAAUCUGCCUAUCAUUGCCAAGAUGGCUGCUAUCAGCAAAGCAUGUGGUAACCGAUCUAGGCUCCUACAAGGGACAUCCCCAGAGACAUCUGGGGGUCUACUAAUCUGCUUACCCCGGGAACAAGCUGCCCGCUUCUGUGCCGAGAUAAAAUCUCCUAAAUAUGGAGAAGGACACCAAGCUUGGAUCAUUGGUAUUGUGGAAAAAGGCAACCAGACAGCUCGGAUCAUCGACAAGCCUCGUAUUAUUGAAGUGACACCCCGUGGGGCCAGUGCUUCCCCUCAGGAUAACAAUUCCAGUGCCAGCCCUGAAGCUGCUUCAUGAGGCGGCAAAAUGGCGUUCUUCUAUCCACUGUAGAGUCUGGAAUUGAAAAUAGUGACACUGAGGCUCUGGAUCAGCGCACAUGCCUUCUUUAGCACAAAAAUCCCCCUGAAUAUUGUCUCCUUACUGGUUGGUGGCCCCUGCUUCUAAUGUAAUUGGUUUCAAAGCCAUUUCCUGCAAACAGGUACAUUGCUGGCACUGUUGAUUUGAAGAUGGUAACUUGAAUUAUUUAUUCAAAUAGUUCUACCUGUUCUUGAGCUCUCCCAGCUUUUGGUCAGACUGAGCAGCUGGCUCAAAAGGAGGGUGGGUGAUUUAAAAAGCCAUUUGGCUGGGCCAGAAGUCUCUCCUCUCUUCAUGAAGCACCUCCUUUAAAUCCCACUUGUGGGCUUGGAGGAGCAGAGGAAUCCUAGAGGAGCAGCACCAAGCUCAGCUUCAUGGAUUGUUCCCUGGAUUGUAAAUUAUUGGUGAUUUGAGUUAAUAAACAAGCUGAUUUCUA